Messenger RNA from Callorhinus ursinus (northern fur seal), 1492 nucleotides. RefSeq names its product adaptor related protein complex 1 subunit sigma 1 (gene AP1S1). Lineage: Eukaryota; Metazoa; Chordata; Mammalia; Carnivora; Otariidae. Gene Ontology annotation, molecular function: clathrin-cargo adaptor activity. The record is from RefSeq and is a predicted model, not a curated record. Gene Ontology annotation, biological process: intracellular protein transport; vesicle-mediated transport. Gene Ontology annotation, cellular component: membrane coat; AP-1 adaptor complex.
AAACGAGAGGGAGGGAAGGAAGAGAUAGGAUAAGAAAGGGAGUGGAACUGGCGCGUACGGUGGCCGAAGAGGGACGCGCCGAGCCGGAGGCUGCAGGAUGAUGCGAUUCAUGCUGCUGUUCAGCCGGCAGGGGAAGCUGCGGCUGCAGAAAUGGUACCUGGCCACAUCAGACAAGGAGCGAAAGAAAAUGGUCCGGGAGCUUAUGCAGGUUGUUCUGGCUCGCAAGCCCAAGAUGUGCAGCUUCCUGGAGUGGAGGGAUCUCAAAGUCGUCUAUAAGAGAUAUGCCAGCCUCUACUUCUGCUGCGCCAUCGAGGGCCAAGACAAUGAGCUCAUCACGCUGGAGCUGAUCCACCGGUAUGUGGAACUCCUGGACAAGUACUUCGGCAGCGUGUGUGAGCUGGACAUCAUCUUCAACUUUGAGAAGGCCUACUUCAUCUUGGAUGAGUUUUUGAUGGGUGGUGAUGUCCAGGACACCUCCAAGAAGAGUGUGCUGAAGGCCAUCGAGCAGGCCGACCUGCUGCAGGAGGAGGAUGAGUCGCCUCGCAGUGUGCUGGAGGAGAUGGGUCUGGCAUAGCCCCCCCGCCUGGGCCUCGUGGAGAUGUGGGGAGCUGGCGGAGAGGCAGGGCAUGAGUACCCCUUUUCUUGGUGGAACCCAGCUGCCCCUCCUCUGCUGCCUCACCUUCUCCUGGAGUGAGCUGUGGGCUCAGGACCCUCAAACAUUCCUUCCCUCACCUCUAUCUCCUGUUUCCCCUUUCCCCAACGAAGGUUUUAGGAGCUAGGAGGUAGGAAAAUGUGACCACAAGGGGGGUGCUAUUUGGCUUUCAUUCCCUGCCUUUGAAGAACUAAUGUUACCCCAGACUCGCUCCCCUUCCUUAUAACUGUAAAUAUAUAAAUAUGUCAGGUUAAAGGGAAAAGGUUUUCAGGGCUCUUCUCUUCUCCCUUGCCCCAUAACCUACCUCCACCCUGCCCCAGUAGCCAGCCAGGGCAGCUUCUCUGCCUGGGGUAGGGGUGGGGGGAUUUCUGAGUAUUGAGAGGGAAGGCCUUUCCCCUCAUCUACCCUCCUCCUCCUUGGCUGCAGUGGGGACUCUGCCCAGUGCCAGGGCAGGAACAACAUAGUUAAUUUUUUUCUAACCUUGCCACUUUGAGGGAAGUGAGGGCUGGGGGAAGGGCAGGCUUUAUGGGAGACUGUCCCUCCUUCACUCCAUGUUCUGGGUGAGGCAAGAGCUAAAGGGUGGGGUGUGGGAAGUGUCUGACUUUAUCUUCUUUCCUCUAAAAUAAAAGGAAAAUCAUUUCUGGACUUUGCUGCUUAGGCUCUGUGAAGGAAGGAAAGGCUCCUGGGAUUAGUCAGGAGGGGACUCAGAUGCCAGAGUUAAAGGGAAAAAACAAACAAACAAACAAAUAGAGGACACCCGGUUCCAUUUGAAUGAUAAUGAAUAUUUUUAGGAUAAGCAUGUCCUAUGCAAAUACACUUGUUGUUUAUCCAUAGUGAAAA